Molecule: messenger RNA, 1813 nt
Organism: Pyricularia grisea
Lineage: Eukaryota; Fungi; Ascomycota; Sordariomycetes; Magnaporthales; Pyriculariaceae
Exons: 2
Coding region: 151-1416 (421 amino acids)
Biological process (GO): activation of GTPase activity; nucleocytoplasmic transport
Cellular component (GO): nucleus; perinuclear region of cytoplasm; cytosol
Molecular function (GO): GTPase activator activity; small GTPase binding
Source: RefSeq, a predicted model, not a curated record
CUCUGCCGCUACCCGUCUGCAUACAAACUCUGUUCAGUUAUCUUGGCAUAGCUAUACUCUUCAAUUUGUCGCUAUUCAGCUACAAUUCUAUAAGCAACUCUCUUCUGUACCUUUAAUCACAAAAAAGAAAAAAGAAAACAAAACGUCAGGAUGGUGAACCCCGACAAGGUCUUCACCCUUGAGGGGAAGGCCCUGAAGCUGGACACUGCCGAGGACCUUGAUGCCCACAUCGCCGCCCUCAAGGCUAUGGAUGACGUCGAGGAGGUCAGAAUCCUGGGAAACACUCUGGGCAUUGGUGCAUGCAAGCGUUUGGGUGAAGUUCUCUCCACCAAGAAGAACCUGCAGGUUGCCAACCUUGCCGACAUCUUUACGGGCCGCCUACUCAACGAGAUCCCCGAAGCGCUCACUCACCUUCUCACACAAAUCACAAACCUUCCCAACCUCAACACGGUCAAUCUGAACGACAAUGCUUUCGGCAUCAACACCUACAAGCCCGUUGCCGACUUUCUCUCCUCCCACGUUCCCCUCCAGCACCUUUACCUGAACAACAACGGUCUCGGGCCUGAAGCAGGCAUGUACAUCGCCGAUGCACUUUCAGAGCUUUACGACAAGAAGGAGCAGGCCCGCAAGGAGGGUCGCACCGACGUCCCCGACCUCGAGACGGUCAUAUGUGGCCGUAACCGACUGGAGAACGGCAGCAUGAAGGCCUGGGCAAAGGCUUUCAGCAAGCACGACAAGCUCAAGGAGGUCAAGAUGGUGCAGAAUGGCAUCAGGCAGGAGGGUAUCACGCACCUGCUGACAGAGGGCCUGAGCAACACUCUGGCAAUCCAGGUGUUGGAUCUGCAGGACAACACCUUCACCAUCACAGGAGCAACAGCGCUGGCCAAGAUUGCGCCGACAUGGACGGACCUGCGCGAGCUUGGCGUCAGCGAUUCGUACCUUGGCGCCAAGGGCGGGCGGCUGCUCAGCCGGGCACUGGCCAAGGGGAAGAAUGACAAGCUUGAGACGUUGAGAAUGCAGUACAACGACCUGAACGCGCGCACGCUUAAGAGCUUUGCCGAAACUGUCAAGGGUGGGCUACCAGCACUCAAGAAGAUCGAGAUUAACGGCAACAAGCUCUCCGAGGAUGAUGUCAGUAUCGCAGCGCUGCAGGAGCUUCUGGAGGCACGCAAGGAGGAGCUUGGUGGUGAUGUGUUGAUCGAGGAGGAAUGGGGUGUGGACUCACUCAGUGACCUUGAGGAUGAUUCGGACGAGGAGGAGGAAGAGGAGUCUGAAGAGGAGGCAGAGACGGAGGAGGAGAUUAAGAAGACUCUGGACCAGGACGAGAAGGAGGCCAAGGAGCCUGCUACUAUCAAGGACGUUGCCAGCAAGGAUGUGGAGGAGAUUACGCAGAAGCUUCGCCAGACGGGCAUCUGAGAUUGAGUGGCUAGGAAUGAAAAGAUGACUAAUGAGGGACGAUAUGGGAAUGAACGAGUUGGGAGGAUCCAUUGAGGGAUCAUUUCUGGCUGACUUUUUUUUGCAUGCUUCCAUACACAUCAAAAUUUAUACCCAAUCCUGCUUGGAAGACACAGCAAAGGCUGCCUGGAUGCCGAGGCUUCUUGGGGCUAUUUGGAGUGAAGCCAUGAGAGUGGAGGAGAAGGCUAUUUUCUUGAAGUAUGGACUAUCCUUUCUCUGUGGAAAUACCUAGAUGACUUUGAUCUUAUGUUGGUGUCGUUGUUGUUGUUGUUGUUCUUUUUUGCGCAAUGUGGAUAUUAUCGAUGCCAAAUUGCAACAAUAUGUUGUGCAGAUUCUACGAAGUACUGACGAAUGGGCG